Diaporthe citri is the source of this 1059-nucleotide messenger RNA. RefSeq lists its product as uncharacterized. The transcript has 3 exons. The record is from RefSeq and is a predicted model, not a curated record. Bases 1 to 1059 code for a protein of 352 amino acids. NCBI's taxonomy places the organism in Eukaryota, Fungi, Ascomycota, Sordariomycetes, Diaporthales, Diaporthaceae. Gene Ontology annotation, molecular function: ATP binding; protein kinase activity. Gene Ontology annotation, biological process: protein phosphorylation; regulation of mRNA processing; spliceosomal complex assembly.
AUGUCUGGUCUCUCAAUCGGACCUGGCUUGGAGGGGACCAACGCAGACAAUGAGGAGGCGGCUUCCAAUGCCAGUGAUGCGAGUACUGGGCAGGCCGAUGGCCACAAGGACUUUGCUUUCCAAUAUUAUCCCAUAGAUGACGCAGAGAGCUUGGAGAAGUAUCGCGUCGGCGGCUAUCACCUCAUAGCCAUCGGAGACACACUUAAAGAUGGCCGGUAUCAAAUUGUGGACAAGCUUAGACACGGCGGGUACUCAACCAUCUGGAUAGGACGGGAUAGAGAUGCCGCUGCUCAGCUUCUUCAUUCCGACGACGACAGAGCCUCAAUGAUCCUCCCGAUCCUCGACGAGUUCGUGCUCGACGGACCCAACGGCCAACACUCGUGCAUCGUCACCCCACCCGCUCGUAUGAGCAUCGCGGCCUCGAAGUCCGGAGAACACAACCACAACAUCUUCCCGAUCCCCACCGCCCGCGCAGUAGCCGCCCAGCUGGCACAGGCCGUGGCCUUCUGCCACGCGCAGGGCGUGGUGCACGGCGACCUCCACACGGGCAACGUCCUGCUCCGCUUUGCCCCCGCGGACGACAUACACGCCCUCUCCCAAUCAGCCUUCUACGAGCGCUUUGGGGCUCGGUGCCAGGAACCAGUUAAACCUAUCGACGGCGAAGGUGUCGGUGGCAGCGGGUCGCUCUUCGGGCCGGGCUUCUUCCCGAGCGACGACAAUCUGCGCAAGGGCUGGGUGCAUGCCAUCGGCAGGCUGCCUGAUGAGUGGUGGGAGUUUCUCUUUACUGAGGAUGGACUUGUCAGGGACGAUCGGCGGGAUCACUUUAUAAGUUGUAAUUCUGGGCUAGAGGGACGGUUUGAGCUGUUGGUACAGGGACCGGGGCGGGAGGAAGACAUGCAAGAGUUCCUGGAUGAUGAGAAAUCGGCGCUGUUGAAGAUGCUGCGAGCAAUGCUGGCGUACAAGCCUGCGGAUCGAAUCAAUGCUCAAGACGUUCUCUGCACGGAGUGGAUGCUGAGAUGGGGACUGCCCGCGGUGGCUAAGUUGAAGAAGCUGGGGUAA